AUGAAUGAAAUCAACUCUGUGUCCCAUUACUGUGGAGGGAUACUUAUAUCAAAUCAAUGGGUCUUAUCUGCGGCUCAUUGUCUCGAAGACUACAUUCCCGACAACUUUAUCGUCCGAUUGGGCGCUCAUUCAAUACAGACUGACUUUGAGGAGAAUGCCAUCGAUAUACCGGUCGAGGCAAUCAUUAUACACAACAACUACUCCUUUCCCCGACCCUAUGAUAAUGAUAUCGCACUCUUAAAGUCAGUCAAACAAAUUGUUUACGAUUUACAAAAUUUGUUGAAAUCUGACGAUCCAAACAAACAUGACAUACAAACGGCGCUUAUGAAUAGAUAUGAUUUCAUGUCUACGGAUGGCAUCCGAGUUAUGGGAACUGUUGUCGGCUGGGGAUGGCUUAAAGACAGCGAUAACAAUCAGGAGGAGAACCUGGGCGAUAUCCUACAGAAGGUAAAGGUGCCCAUUAUAUCCAACAAAGAGUGUCAAGAGUGGUAUAGAUCUCGAGGCAGAUCUCUGACUGUAAGCCCAACACAGUUUUGCGCCGGAUUUCUGGAAGGGGGCAGAGAUUCCUGUCGUGGCGAUUCCGGCGGUCCCCUCGUUGUGAGAGACGCAAAAGUUUAUCAUCUCAUUGGGAUCGUUAGCGCAGGCAUAGGGUGUGCUUUGCCUAAACUGCCCGGUCUUUACACUCGAGUCGACGCUUAUAUAAAUUGGAUGAAUAGAUAUGUGGAUCCGAUAUAA
This is a messenger RNA of Oppiella nova, 735 nucleotides long. The record is from the annotation of a GenBank genome assembly. NCBI's taxonomy places the organism in Eukaryota, Metazoa, Arthropoda, Arachnida, Sarcoptiformes, Oppiidae.